AUGGCUGAUGCACUUGCCCUGGUUUCCAGACUGUUAGACCAACUGGACGGAAAGGAGGAAUUUACAGAGCUCACCGGAAUCCUCCGCCACAUUGAACCAGUGCUGGAGGAUGCAGAGAAGAGGCGAGUGAAAGAUGAGCGCGUGAGAGUGUGGUUGGGGAAGCUCAAAGACGUGAGCUGCGACAUCGAAGACGUGUUGGACGAGUUGAGCACUGCCAUACCCAAAUUGGAAGAAGAAACUCAUGGAACAAAGAAAGCUUUCGUUUUGAUGAAGGUAUGCUUCUCUCGGCUUACCUCUUGCUUUUGCUGCAGUCAAUUAGUCAAUCGGGUCGGUCAACGACGUCGUAUUAAGUGUUUGAGGGAAAGACUGAGUGUGAUUUUCGCUGAGAGUCAUGGGUUCAGGUUUAGAAAGUACAGAGAGAUUAAUCAGCCGGAGAGAGUAGGAACAGGAAUUUCUACCUCCCAUAAAUUGAUUGAAGAACCGAGUUUAUAUGGUCGGGAUGAAGAUCAGAAGAUGUUAAUAAGAAAUUUGGUAUCUGAGAGUAGUGAAGAGGGUGUGGUUAGGGGGCCUGGUGUCAUCUCCAUUGUUGGUGUGGGUGGAAUUGGGAAAACCACUCUUGCACAAUUAGUAUAUAAUGAUCAAAAGGUUAAAACUCAUUUUGAUUUCAGAAUUUGGGUGUGUAAGUCGUUUUCGUCUCGUGAGUUGAGGAUUGCUGAAGAAAUUCUUCAAGUUAUUGCCCGAAAAAAUAAGACAUCAAACUUGGUUGAAUUGGAAGCUUUACUUGAGAGUAUUCGUGCAUCUGUUUCAGGAAAGAAGUUCCUUCUUGUGUUGGAUAAUGUGUGGGAUCCCCGGGAUGCAGACUUUUCGAAGGGGUAUCUUCUUUGGAAGCUUUUGCGUUUUGGUGCUGCGGGCAGUAGAAUUUUGGUGACCGCAAGAACUGAGAGCAUGGCUAAGAGGAUGGGAGCAACUAGGAUGAUGCAUCUAAAUGCAUUGUCACAAGAAUCUUCUUGGUUGACGUUUAGGCAAAUUGCAUUUUUCGGAAGGGAUGCAAGUGAGUGCAAACAACUAGAAAAAAUUGGUAAGAAAAUUGUGAAGGUCUGCUAUGGCUUGCCUCUUGCGAUAAAGGUCAUCGGGGGUCUCCUGCACUUUAAGAGUAGUAGAGGAGAGUGGGAAUCUGUUUUGCGAGAGAUGAUCUGGGAAUUGGGACAUGCCAACAACAUAAGCACUUUUGACCUGCUUCUGUUCAGUUAUCAUGAUUUGUCUCCUGCACUAAGAUGUUGUUUCUCAUAUUGUGCAAUUUUUCCGAAAGAUCACUUGAUUGAGAGAGACAAUUUAAUUAAAAUGUGGAUGUCACAAGGUUUUCUUGGUCUCAGUGUUGACAGAAACAAAAAGAAGGAAAUGUUAGGUCAAGAAUACUUUAUGAACUUAGCAAUGCGGUCUUUCUUCCAGGAUUUUGAAAGAGAUUAUAAAGGAAAUAUUAUCAAAUGCAAGAUGCAUGACUUGGUGCAUCGCUUGGCCCAAUAUGUCACUAGAUAUGAAUGCUUUAUCACGGGUGUUGAUUGUGUUGAAGAGCCAGACGUUGAAGGCGCCCUUCAUUCUACUUUUGUCCAAGCACCUGGGGGUUACACAGGAGAGCCAGACAUUAAAGGGGCUCGUCAUUCUACUUUUGUCCUAGCACCUGGGGAUGCAAUUCCUAUCUCAACGCACAACAGAAAAGGACUGCGCACCCUCUUCACUUUGUGUUCAAUGAAUGUUCCGAUAAAUCCCGGGACAUUUGUGCAUCUAACAUGUCUUAGAACAUUAAAUUUGAGUCGCUGCUGGUUCAAAGAACUACCACAGGAGGUUGGUAAGUUCAUACAUUUGAGAUAUCUCAAUUUAUCUAGUAAUGAUGAGUUGGAAAUAUUGCCGGAGACAUUGUGUGAUUUGUCAAACUUGCAAACCUUGUUGAUCAACAAUUGCAUGCAAAUUAGAAAACUACCAGAAGGGAUGGGGAAACUAGUGAACUUAAGACAUCUUCACCUUGAUUAUUGUUUUAAUCUAGAGAGUUUGCCGAGGGGAAUUGCAAAGCUGACUUCUCUUCAGACACUCGAUAUGCUCGUUGUACCAUGUGAUGAUGAGGAAGAAGCAUUUAAGCUGGGAGAUUUGAAAAAUUUGAACCUCGAAGGGUAUCUUCAUAUUUGUAGGUGUGGAAACCUACAAAACGUGACUGCGGCUGAGAAAGUAGAACUCAUUACUAGAGGGAACCUUGUUGAUUUGAAUCUAGAUUUUGAUUGGAGUGAAGAGAGGAGACUUGAAGAUAAAAUUAUACUUGAAGCUUUACAACCACAUCCAAAUUUGGAAUCUUUAGAGAUUCGAAAAUAUCGAGACACUACCAUAUCAAUAUGUCUUAUGAGUAGCAUGAAAAAGGUUGGGUGUGAGUUUUUGGGAAUAGAUUCUGGUGGGUCAGAAAACUCAUCUAUUAUUUCAUUCCCAAAAUUGAGGGAACUUCGAUUUUCAUCCUUGUUCAAGUGGAAUGCAUGGGUAGGGAGUGCAAGGUCCAUGAAAGGGGAUGCUUCUAUCAAAAUAAUGCCAAGUCUUCAUACCUUAGAGAUUGACUCUUGCUUUUGCAUAAAAGUGCUACCAUACUUCCUCCGAAAAAUACCACUGCAGAAUUUGACAAUCAACAAGUGUAAAAUUCUCCAAAAACAUUGCCAAAAGGAGAAAGGAAAAGAGUGGUUCAAAAUUUCUCACAUCCCAAAUAUCAAAAUUAACAUUUAA
Prunus mume (Japanese apricot) is the source of this 2757-nucleotide messenger RNA. RefSeq names its product putative disease resistance protein RGA3. The record is from RefSeq and is a predicted model, not a curated record. NCBI's taxonomy places the organism in Eukaryota, Viridiplantae, Streptophyta, Magnoliopsida, Rosales, Rosaceae. Gene Ontology annotation, molecular function: ADP binding.